AUGGAUCAAUCGGAGUGGGAAACCGAGAUAGGAGGGACGUUUCUCCUCCACCGGACCGUGACUCAAGUUAUGCCUGUCGGUACCAAAGUUGUGUCGGCAGAGCCUUGCGGUGUUUCUGCCUGGACAAAGACAGCGAAAAUCGCCGUCAUACUUCCAAACCAAAGCUCAAAGAGUUACUUCCUUAAGUGCGCUGCUGGCCAGGGCGCCAAACCUCUCACCGAAGGCGAGUACCAAUCUGCAUGCGCCAUUAACGAGAUAGUACCAGGUCUUGUGCCUCAAGCGACAGGUUGGGGAGAGUAUCGCGAUGGCGAUACACAGAUUCAUUUCUUUCUCGGAGACUACCACGAUAUGGAUCUAUCGGCGGCGCCAGAACCUGUAAGCUUCGUUGAGAGAAUCGCCGAACUGCACGCCAAGGGGAAAUCACCGACUGGUAUGUUCGGAUUCCCUGUCUCAACAGUGCUGGGCAAGUUCGAACGUACAACAACAUGGGAAAAGAGCUGGGCAGUGUGCUUCGCAAAUCAGCUCAAAGACGUUAUCAAAUAUGAUAACGAGGUAAAUGGUCUAUGGCCAGAGUACGACCUUGCAUGCGCACAACUCAUCGCCAAAGUUAUUCCAAAACUCCUGGGUGCCCUACAAUCGGAUGGCAGAAGCAUCGAGCCGGCACUGAUUCACGGCGAUCUGUGGGAACAGAAUGUCGGGAUUGAUAUGGAGACUGGCGAUACGAUUUUAUUCGAUCCAGGGUCCACAUAUGCCCAUAACGAGAUGGAGUUCGGCACCUGGAGGGCUUCUUGGGCUUACCAUUUCAACUCCCCAGUAUAUAUGCGACUUUAUCAGCGGCAUAUCGAACCUUCCGAACCUGUAGAGGAGUGGGAUGACCGGAACCGACUUUACAGCCUGCACCCAUACUUGAAUGACUCCGCGGGUCACCCAGGCAGUAUUUCAAGAGCCACGUAA
Alternaria postmessia is the source of this 954-nucleotide messenger RNA. RefSeq lists its product as uncharacterized. Lineage: Eukaryota; Fungi; Ascomycota; Dothideomycetes; Pleosporales; Pleosporaceae. Bases 1 to 954 code for a protein of 317 amino acids. The transcript has 3 exons. The record is from RefSeq and is a predicted model, not a curated record.